Molecule: messenger RNA, 5896 nt
Organism: Cottoperca gobio
Lineage: Eukaryota; Metazoa; Chordata; Actinopteri; Perciformes; Bovichtidae
Gene: zbtb46
Product: zinc finger and BTB domain containing 46
Exons: 5
Coding region: 1-2019 (672 amino acids)
Biological process (GO): regulation of transcription by RNA polymerase II
Molecular function (GO): DNA-binding transcription factor activity, RNA polymerase II-specific; protein binding; RNA polymerase II cis-regulatory region sequence-specific DNA binding
Source: RefSeq, a predicted model, not a curated record
AUGAACAACAGGAAGGAGGACAUGGAGAUCUCCUCUCACUACCGUCAGCUCCUCAGAGAGCUCAAUGAGCAGAGGCAGCAUGGCAUCCUCUGCGACGCCUGUGUCAUCGUAGACGGAAAGAUCUUCAAGGCCCAUAAGAAUGUCCUCCUGGGCUCCUCACGCUACUUCAAGACUCUUUACUGCCAGGUUAAAAAAGGGGCAGAGACUCACCACCAGACUACUGUCACUCACCUGGACAUUGUCACGGCGACAGGCUUCAAAGCCAUACUGGACUUCAUGUACUCGGCGCACCUCGCCCUCACCAGUAAGAACGUGAUCGAGGUCAUGUCAGCCGCCAGCUACCUGCAGAUGACGGACAUUGUCCAGGCCUGCCACAGCUUCAUCAAGGCUGCGCUGGACAUCAGCAUCCGCUCUGAGAUGGCUGACGAACUGGCCGACUUUGAGAUGGGAGCUGUUGCUGCCGCUGGUAUAGGCGGAGGUGGAGGAGGUGGAGGAGGAGUAGGUAUAGCAGGAGCAGGGGGUAGUGCGGGAGCAGGUUUAGGAGGAGGUGGAGGAGGAGGGAUCGUGGGCAUGGCUUCUGAAGCCCUGGCCUCCAUCAUGUCUGGUCGCAGCCCCUCCCCUUGGCUGGCGCGCCGCACCAGUCCGGCCAACUCUUCUGGGGACUCAGCCAUCGCCAGCUGCCACGAGGGAGGCAGCACGUAUGGCAAGGAGGACCAAGAACCCCCUAAGAGCCAUGAGAGCCAGGAGGAAGCCUGCCAUGACUCCCAGCCUGCCUGGCCACACGACUACAGGCCUGUCACCGUCAAAGAGGAACAGGUGUCCCCCGCAUCCUCCUCACAUCCCCGGGACACUCCCAGAGGGGCAGCCCAGAGUCAGGGGGAGACAGGGGCUGGAGGGGCUGCUGGAGGAGGUGGAGAGGGGUCAUGGCAACCCCUAUCAGGGUCAGGGCGGAGGAAGAACAGGAAGAACAAGGACACUGUCAGGCAUAUUACCCAGCAGGCUGAGAGGAACUGGGACAGAGAGCGGGACAGGGACAGAGACAGGGACAGUAGGCCUGGAUCUCCUCUGCCCUCCAUGCUGGCUGUGGCCGGAUGGAACUACAACGGACAGGAAAUCCCAGGGGCAGACGUGACCGAACCCAACAGCUCAGACAGCCGCGGCGAACGCCUCGACUUCUUCCUUAAACAGGAAGAGCCUCUCACCACAGAGCCCAGCUACCUUGGUCCCAACGAAUCGGAGGAGGUCGGGGGAGGAGGCGUGGUCGGAACAAUCUCGUCUGUAGCCAAUCUGAAGGCGGCGCUGAUGAGUAAGAACAGCCUGCUGUCUCUGCGGGCUGAAAUGAUGGGAGAUGAUAACCCCUUGCUGUUCGAGUACCUGCCCAAAGGAGCACACUCCCUGUCUUUGAAUGACUUCACAGUGAUCCGUAAAAAGUUCAAGUGCCCCUACUGCAGUUUCUCUGCUAUGCACCAGUGCAUCCUAAAGAGGCACAUGCGCUCCCACACCGGCGAGAGGCCCUACCCCUGUGAAAUCUGUGGCAAGAAGUUCACCAGACGGGAGCACAUGAAGAGGCACACGCUGGUCCACAGCAAAGACAAGAAGUAUGUGUGUAAAGUGUGCAGCCGAGUCUUCAUGUCAGCAGCCAGCGUGGGGAUCAAACACGGCUCACGGCGUCACGGCGUCUGCGCCGACUGCUCUGGCCGGGGCAUGGCCGCUCUGCUGGACCACAACGGGGAGGUGGGAGGAGACAUCUCUCCGGAGGAGGAGCUGUAUCCCGGCGAUCGUUUUCACGAUGACCAGGCGGAGUGCGACGGUGAUGGAGACGGGGAGGAGGAGAUGAUGGUCGAAGGGGACGGAGAGAUGAUGGGAGAAGGGGAGGAGGAAGGAGGGAAGUGGAAGGACUCGGGGAUGACCGCUGAGGCACAUGGAGCACUGGACAAUGAGAAGGAGGAGAGCGACUCCUCGGCACAGGAGGGGGAGCAGCAGAACGGGAGUGAGAGGGACUUCGCCUGGAUCUCCUAGAAUCUGUCAGGCUCCUGUCAGCGGCUCGUCGUACUAAUCUCUGAAGAUCUCUUGCGAUCUCUCGGGUAGAAUCCUCUGCUCUCUUUACCCAUUCGUCCCACCGUGGGCAGGCCUUCCUUUGAAUGGAAAUGCUGUAGGGUGAUGCGCGACAAUGAUCUAAAACCAACACACUCAAAUGCACACACAUACACUCAAACACACACACACAUACACACACACACACUUAGGCUAUUCUCAACCUUGACUGCCAUAGUAGAAGAAGAGGGGUCAAGAGAUGGCUCAAGUGCGAGGCUUUUUCUGCUUACCUCCUUUACUUCUGAUGCAGUGCUUUUGUGUUUCUUUUUCUUGAGGGUUCAGGCCAGAGUCCAGUAGUUUUCUACUCUGUCACAACAGAAAUCAACGAGGACGCUGCCAAGGACAUGGCCAAUGCAACUUUGUAUGUUUGCCAUCACAAUCACCAUGGAAACCAAGGAUCACUGACAGUGUAGGGAAAAAGCCAGGAGGGUGGGGGGGGUGUCUUGGUUCCACCUCUGCUGUAAUGUUUGUGGGGAAAGUGUCUCUCUACGAGUGAAGGGAGAGUCUAAAUCUAUUGCAAAGCUACGUGUGUCAGAGGACCGGGCAGCCCGAUGGCACAUUGUUGAUGCAGAGUCCUACUGCCGCAGACUUGCACUUUAAUGACAGCUGACUCCUAUCAAAGCCCUGAACCCGUGGUUUACAUUUUUGAUCUGAUCUUUACUUACCUAAACAACUCGGUGACCGCACCUACCUUUAAGGAUAUACUUUAUGUCCUCUUGACUGUUAUCACGAUAUAGAAAUCACUGAAUCUUUGUGCAGAUUGCUGUUUAUAUAGCCUACGCCCUUUCAGUGGGGUCCUUAAUCUUUUCUUUACUUAAGUUCACCACACGGUUUCUACCAAUCCAUUCCAACGAAUACUGGAGAUUUGACUAAUGUACAUACGAUUUUUGGAAUUUAAAAGGGGAGCGUGUGUGAGACAGCAAGAGACAGAGAGAGUGUAUGUAUACACAACGUGGACAGUUUGGAAAAUCAACAGUGGAUCCACAGGACCUACACUAUUAACUCUUUCUGUCUCUCUCGCUGUCUCUGAUUCAGUUUCUCUCAGUGGAGGAUGUGUUAGGACCUGAGAGCUGUGUCUCUCACACCGACGGAGGAGCUGCCUUUGUUUCAAAAAAGCCUUUUUUCUUUUCUUUUCUUUUUUUUGUCAUGUAAUUCCAGUUUCUCAAUUCAGAAUAUGCAGCCUCUUUCCAUAGUUUAUCUUUCUUUUGGUGGUAUAUUUUCUCCGGCUUUGUAAGGUUAAAAGAAGAGGAUCAAAAUCGUGCUUGACAUUUCCGAGUUUGAUAUUCGUAGAGAGUGUAAUAUUAAUUUGUUCGGUUUAACAGCUAUUUAUUGAAAAACAUGUUUGUGGAUUUCCAAAAUAUUUGAGAAGUCAUUCUCUCUCUCUCUCUCUCUCUCUCUCUCUCUCUCUCUCUCUCUCUCUCUCUCUCUCUCUCUCUCUCUCUCUCUCUCUCUCUCUCUCUCUCUCUCUCUCUCUCUCUCUCUCUCUCUCUCUCUCUCUCUCUCUCUCUCUCUCUCUCUCUCUGCGUGUUUGUAUGCAAGAAUGUUUGAGUGUCCAAAAAAAAAGUCUAUAUUGAUUUCUUAAGAUUAUUUCCAUGUUUUCGGCGAUGUUAUUGACAAUUCAAGUGAGGCAGAUGACAUGUCUUAUUAUUAUGAUUAUCAGAACAAUGAUUACUGUUGUUGAUGUUACUAUUAUUAAGUGCUGGAUGCUAAGCUUUAUUGUGUGUUCUUUUUUUUGGGAUAUUUUAUAUCUUGUAUAAGAAAAAAGCUUUUAUACUUUGCCUUGUUGUGGACAGCAAGCCAUAAGGCUUUUAUCAACCUUUUAUUGUGCCAGUUUACGCUUUUUCUGUCGUAUUUGCUUUUUUUACCAAGGGGAAAAACAACUUCACUGUCAAACUUCUUUGUUAAAUAUUGAUUGAAACAUAUAUUCAGCACACGCUUUUGCAUCACUAAUGUACACUAAUUGAUUAAUAUCAAACCAAAAACAAUCUAGUACCUUGUAUACAUGAAGUGCUUUCGUUUCACAGUCUGUGUGUGCAGGUGCUUUUUUGGAUUUUAUUGUCGUGGUUAACAGUUUUGUUGUUGGGUUGUUUUUAUUUUUUGAACCUGUCACUAUUUGUCACAGUUUGAAAAAGUGCACAUGUUAUGGUAAUAUUGUGAAUAUGAAGAAGGGCUGUGUGAAAGGACCGGCUAGCUUUUGAAGAUCGCAUCUUAAAAACCAAGCUCAUUAGAUUUUUUUUAUUCUAGUUUCUACUGUCUCACGCCUCGCAUGACACACAAUCACGUAGAAACGCAGCACGCAGACAAAACGCUCCUCUCAGACAGUGUUGAGUCUACAUGCUGUGUUUAUAUCUGCCAGUGUUUUACUGGCUUGAAUCUUUACAAUAAAGGGAAAGUGAGCACUGCAGUAGUAACUCUGGGAAACAUUUUGUCGCCUGUCUGCUACAGGUGCCAUGGACUGCACUUCCCCAUCAACCCCCGCUGAGAAACUCUCAGUACAAUUUGAUUUGUGAUGCUUUCUUCAUGUCUGUCUUUAUUUUCGUUUGUAUUAUUUAUUGUGUUUUUGUUCGACCCAUUUAUCAAAAGUUUUGGGUAGAAAAAAAAAAAAGAAGAAAGACAAUGGGGUAGGAUUUUUAUGAAUGUCAAUGGUGGGUGUGGAAGGAGCCCAUGAUCGGUGACAAAUCUCUGUCCUGUGGUGCCGUUGUGGCCACAGAGACAUCUGGAUGUAUGUGUGACUCCCCAGCCCUGCGCUCUUCUCACGACCUGUACUGUAUGUCUUCUUCCUCAUACUGGGUUGUACUUCAGGAAAACGUCUGCCAUCAACCCCUCAAUAUGUGCCUCAAUGACAUUUCACCCGUGUGCUUGUGAGAGUGUCUGUUUCCGAGAGAUGUGUACGUGUUUGUGUCGACGGAUAGAGAUUACUAAAAUGUGACUGAUCAGAUUAGGAGGUGCAAAAUGUUUCGAGGAUGAAACUUCAAAGAGACAAAUCAUGAUGGGCGACUAGAUUCUCCUUCCCACCGUGUGUUGAUGACCUUUUGUGCCCUGAUUCUGUGGUCUUAACUGCAUGCCUGUGCUCAUUUUGUCAUACCAAAGCAACGUCUUCGGCAUCUGCACACUGUCUCAUUCCACACGAUGCAAAACUGGAACUGUUUGCUCUAUUGCAGAUGAAUAUGGGUAUUCUUAGACGUGUACAAAUUGCAAUCCUCAUUUAGCCUGUAUAGCUUGAUUCACACGUGCAAAUCAUGAAGCCAUAGAUAUGGGUAUAUCUAUAUUAUACUAUAUUUCAAAAUUGGCGCUUUUUACUUUAGAUUUUGUUCUUCUACUAAGAGUGAUGCGUGUAUACCUUCAUAUAUAUGAAUUUAUAUUACUAUUAUAUAUUAUUUAUUUUCUCUCAAGUUUCAGACGGUCUUUGAUUUGUAAAAGGUCACACUUGAAGCUUGAGGUUUGUUUAUUUUCAUUGGGAAUAUUGUUCAAUAUGAUACUGACUUUAUAUUGAUGAUUAUCAUAAACCUGUGUUUGUAACAAAAUGUGUUAAAUAAUCAAAAAAAUCCUGUCCUGUUUUUACACCUGUUUUGUUUUCGGGCAGAUUUAAGUGCUCUUGUGCAGAUAUUUUUUCGGUUGAUAGUACUGAUCACAAAACAUUUUUACAGCCAACCAUGAGCCUCCUGUUUUGAUGUUGGGGCGGGCCCACCGGCCGUCCAAGCCUCUUUCUAACUUCAUGUUUAGUGGAAGAAUUAGCUUGACUAUUAUUUGCAAAAACCAAUCAGUCUCAAUAAAUUUUGAAAUUGCUGCUGUAAAGAAGUGA